AUGAAUCUCGAUCAAAUCGGAAUUCUAUUUGAAAUAACGAUUGAUCGAUCGAUUAAAUCAGUUCCAUUCGCUGUUCUUGGAGGUGAAAGCAGCUUCACGUCAGAAAAAGAAAUUCUUUUCUCAAUGCAUUCGGUUUUUCAUGUCGACGAUAUUGAACGACCUGACGGCACUAAUAGGUUAUGGCAGGUAAAACUUAAGCAAACAGCUGAUAGCAAUCCACAACUGAGUCUACUUACAAAACGAUCGCGAGAAGAAACUAAAGAAGGUUCGAUAGCAUGGGAUCGGAUGGGAAAACUAAUUAUUAAAAUGAGCAAAUUUUCCAAAACUGAAGAAAUAUACAGAACACUGGAAGAAAAUGUAUCUAACGAAAAUAUGAAAGCGUAUAUUUAUAAGCAAUUGGGAUAUGCAAAGAUUGGCCUAAAUCAGUAUGAGGAGGCGCUUGCAUUAUAUGAUAAAGCGAUAGCAAUCCGACUAGAAACUCUUCCUUCGAAUAAUGUAGAGCUCGCUAAUUGUUACAACAACAUUGGUACGAUACAUAAUUGCAUGGCUGACUAUUCAAAAGGGUUGCCAUAUUUUGACAAAGUACUUGAAAUUCAGAAACGCACUCCUAUAGAUGAUAUGAGCAUCGGAAGAUGUUACGAUAAUAUUGCUUACACCUAUGAUCGUAUGGGUGAUUAUGCGAAAGCACUUAUCUUCAACGAAAAAUCGCUGAUGAUCAAAUAA
Molecule: messenger RNA, 723 nt
Organism: Rotaria socialis
Lineage: Eukaryota; Metazoa; Rotifera; Eurotatoria; Philodinida; Philodinidae
Source: the annotation of a GenBank genome assembly